Messenger RNA from Euleptes europaea (tarantolino), 3852 nucleotides. It is a transcript of the gene NOMO1, whose product is annotated as NODAL modulator 1. Lineage: Eukaryota; Metazoa; Chordata; Lepidosauria; Squamata; Sphaerodactylidae. The record is from RefSeq and is a predicted model, not a curated record. Gene Ontology annotation, molecular function: carbohydrate binding. Gene Ontology annotation, cellular component: endoplasmic reticulum membrane.
AUGCACGGGAAGGCACUGAACGCCCCCUGCAGAUCUGCUGGCCGUGUUGGGAGGCGCCGCGCCCUCCCGGCCAGCAGGUGGCAGCAGCGCGCGGGCCUUUGGCCCUCCCCGGCUUCCGUCCGCCUCCUCUCGCCGCUGCGGGGGGAAGCGGCGUCUUCUGGCCACGUGGGCCGCGAUGGUGCCGGGCUGGUCGGCGGCGGCGGCUCUCCUCUGCUGGGGCUGCUGCUGGUGGGCCUCCCGGCUCGGGCCUCCGAGGACAUCGUGGUGGGCUGCGGCGGCUUCGUCAAGUCCGACGUGGAGAUCAACUACUCCCUCAUCGAGAUUAAAUUGUACACGAAGCACGGGACCCUGAAAUACCAAACUGACUGUGCUCCCAAUAAUGGCUACUUCAUGAUUCCUCUGUAUGACAAGGGGGAUUUUGUCCUUAAAAUUGAACCUCCCCUAGGGUGGAGCUUUGAGCCAACCAGUGUGGACAUCCACGUGGACGGCAUCAGUGACAUUUGCACUAAAGGAGGCGACAUUAAUUUUGUGUUCACAGGCUUCUCUGUGAAUGGGAAGGUUCUCAGCCGAGGUCAAGAUCUGGGCCCUGCUGGUGUCCUGGUUGCCCUGAAGAACGCCGGCUCAGAGGUGGCAAUUCAAGCGACAGUGACUCAUCCAGGAGGGAAGUUCAUCUUUUUCAAAGUGCUUCCUGGAGAAUAUGAGAUCUUUGCUUCUCAUCCGACCUGGACGCUGAAAGAGGCAAGCACAACUGUGCGGGUGACCAAUUCCAAUGCUCAUGCCUCCGACCCUCUCGUCGUCGCCGGUUAUAACGUCUCAGGGUCCGUCCGAAGCGAUGGAGAGCCCAUGAAAGGCGUCAUGUUCCUUCUUUUCUCCUCUUCGGUAACCAAAGAGGACAUUAUGGGAUGCAAAACAGCUCCAGUGGAUGGCUUCCCACCAAGGGAGGAUUCUCUCACCUAUCUGUGCAGCGUCAUCUCCAGAGAGGAUGGCUCCUUCACCUUCCUCUCUUUGCCCAGUGGGAAAUACACCGUGAUACCCUUUUACAGGGGAGAGAGAAUUACGUUUGACGUCGCACCAGCCAGGCUGGACUUUACAGUAGAGCACGACAGUUUGAAAAUCGAGCCCGUUUUUCAUGUCAUGGGCUUCUCAGUGACAGGCAGAGUUUUGAACAGCCCUGAAGGUGAAGGAGUUGGGGACGCAACUGUGACGUUGAAUAACCAGAUAAAAGUCGCCACCAAGUCCGACGGCUCUUUCCGCCUCGAGAACAUCACAACCGGCACCUACACCAUUCAAGCGCAGAAAGAGCACCUCUUCUUUGAGACUCUCACGGUGAAGAUCGCCCCCAACACUCCCCAGCUAGCCGACAUAGUAGCCGCAGAGUUCAGUGUCUGUGGGCAGAUAUCGGUAACCCGCUUCCCUGACUCGAUCAAGCAGAUUAACAAAUACAAGGUGACCAUGUUGCCCCAAGACAAGGACAAAGCCCUGAUGGUGACGACGGAAACUGACCCUCACGGAGCGUUUUGCUUCCGGGCAAAAUCAGGCACCUACCUCGUUCAGGUCAUCGUUCCCGAAGCAGAAAGCCGAGCUGGUCUUUCUUUGAAGCCCAAAACGUUUCCCGUGACUGUUGCUGCCAAACCGGUGAUGGAUUUAAUCUUCUUCCAGUUCCUGGCCUCAGUUUCUGGGAAAAUCACUUGCUUGGAUACUUGUGGCGAACUCGUCGUAGCUCUGCAGUCUGUGAACCGGCAGGGAGAAAAACGGAGCCUCCAGCUUACUUCCAAGACCAACUCCGUCAGUUUCGUCUUCGAUAUGGUGCUUCCGGGCAAAUAUAAAAUGAGCAUCGUCCGCGAAGACUGGUGCUGGAAGAACAAAUCCUUGGAACUUGAAGUUCUGGAAGAUGACGUGUCAGGAAUUGAGUUCCGGCAGACUGGGUACAUGCUACGCUGUUCCCUUUCUCAUGCGAUUACCUUGGAGUUUUACCAAGACGGAAAUGGGCCUGAGAAUGUUGGCAUUUACAAUCUGUCCAAAGGCGUGAACAGGUUCUGCCUUUCAAAACCAGGUGUGUACGAAGUGACGCCCCGUUCCUGUCACAGAUUCGAACACGAGUACUACACCUAUGACACGUCUGCGCCGAGUAUCCUGACACUGACUGCCAUUCGACAUCAUGUCUUUGGAAUGAUAACAACGGACAGACUGAUGGACGUGAUGGUGACCAUUAAGUCUUCAAUUGACAGCGAACCGGACUUGGUCCUCGGUCCGCUGAAGUCGCAGCAAGAACUGCGCAGAGAACAGCAGUUGGCUGAAAUCAAGACACGCCGGGAGGAGAGAGAAAGGAAGGGUCCCGACGAAGAAGGGUCCAAGCCGCCAGUGCAGGAGAUGGUAGAAGAGCUACAGGGGCCGUUCCACUACGAGUUUUCCUACUGGGCCCGAUCUGGGGAGAAGAUAACCGUGACCCCGUCCUCAAAAGAGCUCCUUUUCUAUCCACCAUUAGUAGAAGCUGUGGUCAGUGGAGAAAGCUGCCCUGGGAAGCUGAUAGACAUCCACGGCAAAGCUGGUUUAUUCCUGGAAGGGCAGAUCCACCCCGAAUUGGAAGGCGUCGAGAUCGUCAUUGGGGAAAAAGGAGCGCUGUCCCCCCUCAUCACAGUUUUCACAGAUGACAAAGGCUCUUACAGUGUGGGGCCGCUUCACAGUAACCUGGAGUACUCGGUCACUGCCCAAAAGGAAGGCUUCGUUUUGAGCGCCGUGGAGGGUACGGUGGGAGACUUCAAAGCCUUUGCUCUUGCUGGAGUAACGUUUGCGAUUAAAUCGGAGGAGGGUCAUCCCCUUGCUGGCGUUCUCCUUUCGCUCAGUGGGGGAGUGUUCCGCUCUAACCUCCUGACCCAAGACAAUGGCAUGCUGACCUUUUCCAACCUGAGCCCCGGGCAGUACUACUUCAAGCCCAUGAUGAAAGAAUUCCGCUUUGAGCCCUCUUCUCAAAUGAUCGAAGUUCAAGAGGGGCAGAAUCUUAAAAUCAACAUUGUUGGUUACAGAACAGCUUACAGCUGCUACGGUACUGUUUCCUCUUUGAACGGGGAACCCGAACAAGGCGUUUCGGUGGAGGCUGUGGGCCAGAAAGAGUGCAGCGUGUACGGAGAAGACACCGUCACGGACGACGAGGGCAAAUUCCGGCUUAGGGGGCUGCUGCCAGGUUGCGUGUACCACGUCCGGCUGAAAGCGGAAGGCAACGACCACAUCGAACGGGCGCUUCCUCAGCAUCGGGCCAUCGAGGUUGGCAGCCACGACGUCGGGGACAUGAAUAUCAUCGCCUUCCGCCAAAUUAACCAAUUUGACCUAAGUGGAAAUGUGAUCACCUCUUCAGAGCACCUCCCCACCUUAUGGGUGAAGCUUUACAAAAGUGAGAACCUGGAUAACCCUGUCCACACCGUCUCAUUGGGGCAGUCCCUGUUCUUCCACUUUCCACCUCUGCUCCGGGAUGGAGAGAAUUACAUGGUGCUUUUAGACUCCACUCUCUCCAGAUCUCAGUACGACUAUACCCUGCCUCAAGUUUCGUUCACCACGGCUGGAUACAACAAGCACAUCACUUUGGUUUUCAAUCCCACUAGAAAGUUGCCGGAACAAGAUAUCGCGCAAGGGUCUUACAUUGCCUUGCCGCUAACGCUGCUGCUUCUGUUGGCCGGAUAUAACCACGAUAAGUUGAUCCCUUUGCUGCUCCAGCUGACCAGCCGUCUCCAGGGGGUGCGGGCCCUCGGCCAGGCGAGUUCGGACCCGGGCAGCCUGGAAGACAUGAAGAGGCAAGCCAAGAAACAGAAGAUGAGGAGGACGUGAGGUGGAAGGAACUCCGGCUGCGUCAGAUCGAGC